Phaeoacremonium minimum UCRPA7 is the source of this 534-nucleotide messenger RNA. RefSeq names its product putative chitin binding protein. The record is from RefSeq and is a predicted model, not a curated record. The transcript has 2 exons. The coding region runs from base 1 to 534 and encodes 177 amino acids. Lineage: Eukaryota; Fungi; Ascomycota; Sordariomycetes; Togniniales; Togniniaceae.
AUGCAGCUCUCACUAUUUGCACUCGCCGGUAUCGCUGCGACUGUUUCCGCACACGGCUAUGUUGACUAUCCAGCAGCUCGACAAGUCGGCGCGGCCUCGAUCGCGGCCUGUGGCAAGUCGGUGACGGAUGACAUCAAGAAGGACAACACUUCGCACGUCGAGGGUCUUCCCGAGCUCGCAGCCAAAGACUCUGGGUAUCACGCGGCCGACUGUAAUCUCUGGUUAUGCCGUGGUAUUCAAUUUGCAGAUAAUGCUGCCAAUGUGCAGAAAUACACCCCGGGCGAGUCCGUCAACAUCAAAGUGAAACUUACAAUCCCGCACGACGGCUCGGCGAAUGUAUCGAUUGUAGACACCAAGACGAACAAAGUCAUCGGAGAGAUGCUCAAGGUCUGGGCGAGUGGCUAUGCAAAUGAACAAAAGUUCUAUGGCAAGACACUGCCUGCUGACAAUACCAACUUCAACAUUACCUUACCGGAUGGAUAUCUGGACUUGAAAAUAUUGGUUUGGGACGAUUUGGCUAACACCGGCGUUUAA